AAGAAAUUCACUCUGAAGCCCUCGCAUCUCCGUUUCUUUUUUUUUUUUUGGUAUGAACGCAUCUCUGUUUCUUACUCCGUUCGCCGAUUUCUGGGUUUGUGCUUAUUGCUUUCUUCCUCAAUCGCUAGUCCUCACAAUCAUGGCGGUGAGGCUGUUGAAUCAACUGAGAAAGCCUCUCCCUGUUCGUCGUUUCUCUCCCCAAAUCACACCUCCGCCGUGUUUUCUUCUCCGGCGGCCGCUCCCGACCACCGUAACCGUUGCUUCCUCCGCCGCUUUUUCUUCUUCUUCUUCUUCUUCUUCUCCGUUGCCUGACGAGCGUACCUCUAAGCAAAGCCCAAAUGCCCAGACGAUAUCGUCUUUGAAGCAACCAGAGCUCGCAAAAUUCUCUGCCAUAGCUGAUACCUGGUGGGAUUCAGAAGGGCCUUUCAAGCCGUUGCAUCUGAUGAAUCCAACGAGGUUGGCUUUCAUCCGGUCCACCUUAUGUAGGCAUUUCAGGAGGGAUCCUACUUCUGCAAGGCCCUUCGAAGGACUGAGUUUCAUUGAUGUGGGCUGUGGUGGUGGAAUACUUUCUGAGCCCCUGGCACGGUUGGGAGCAACUGUUACAGGAGUCGAUGCCGUGGAUAAAAAUAUCAAGAUUGCCCGUCUUCAUGCUGGUCUGGAUCCAGCCACUUCAACAAUUGAGUACCAUUGUACAACAGCUGAGAAGCUGGUGGAGGAGGAGAGAAAAUUUGAUGCUGUUCUUGCCUUAGAGGUCAUUGAGCAUGUGGCAAAUCCCGCGGAGUUCUGCAAGUCACUGUCAGCAUUGACCAGUCCGGAUGGGGCUACCAUAGUAUCUACCAUUAACCGUUCUAUGAGAGCAUACAUGUCAGCCAUUGUUGCAGCAGAGUACAUCCUGAAUUGGCUUCCAAAAGGCACACACCAGUGGACAAGUUUUCUAACACCUGAAGAGCUUGCCAUGAUUCUGCAGCGUGCUUCAAUUGAUGUGAAAGAGAUGGCUGGAUUUGUCUACAACCCGUUAACAGGAAGAUGGUUGUUAUCUGAUGACGUUAGCGUUAACUUCAUCGCUUAUGGCACGAAAAGGAAUGAACCCGGAACAGGAACUGCAUAAUCUCGUAAUUCCCCAUUUGCGGAUUUCAGCAUUUUUGGUGCUACUCGGCAUAGUUUCUAACACUACAUAAGCUCUCAAGGUUUGUAGGAGUUGGCAUCGGACAGCAGUCACAGUUUGUAAGUUAGGAUGCAAUAAGUGUGACAAUGGAGGGUUGGUUGGUUCGUAGUGAUACAAUCCCUUGUGCUCUUUUUUACCUUUUUUAAGACAAAGCCUUUGUGGACGAACAAGAACAACGCCGUUCAAGAAUCUUCAUUUCAUGUUUCUCCAAAUUUGAAAGCUCAUAUCACUUUUGAGGUUGUUGUUGUUGUAACUCGAGGUCAAAUGUUCGAGUCUUGGAACCAGUUUCUCUACAAAUCAUCUUUAUGGGGAGAUUUUAUUUC
Molecule: messenger RNA, 1488 nt
Organism: Tarenaya hassleriana
Lineage: Eukaryota; Viridiplantae; Streptophyta; Magnoliopsida; Brassicales; Cleomaceae
Product: ubiquinone biosynthesis O-methyltransferase, mitochondrial
Exons: 10
Coding region: 53-1108 (351 amino acids)
Biological process (GO): ubiquinone biosynthetic process
Molecular function (GO): 2-methoxy-6-polyprenyl-1,4-benzoquinol methyltransferase activity
Source: RefSeq, a predicted model, not a curated record